This is a messenger RNA of Manihot esculenta (cassava), 1211 nucleotides long. Its product is annotated as phospholipid hydroperoxide glutathione peroxidase 1, chloroplastic. Gene Ontology annotation, molecular function: glutathione peroxidase activity. The record is from RefSeq and is a predicted model, not a curated record. Lineage: Eukaryota; Viridiplantae; Streptophyta; Magnoliopsida; Malpighiales; Euphorbiaceae. The transcript has 6 exons. The coding region runs from base 198 to 941 and encodes 247 amino acids. Gene Ontology annotation, biological process: response to oxidative stress.
AUUAAUUUUAAUUUUAAUGCCAUUAUCGUUAGCUUGUUUCAUAUUAACGACAAAAAACCAGACUAUGUGGAGCAUUAUCGUCCACUGCGUAAAUCUCAUUUUUGUCAGAAUUCAGCUUGUCAUAUAGUUUCUUCUAAGCACUCUUUGAUUCCCGUAAUCCACCGAAGAGUCCCAGAAGAGAAAAAAGCAAAACUCAGAUGGCAUCUGUGACUUCCUCUUCGCCUUUACAGAGUCUAACCAUGUUGAAAUUAACUUCAAACUCUUAUUCCUCACGGCCUUCAGUAGCUUUCUUUGUUCCUUCUGUGAAUUCCUCAUUUGGGUCUACUAAUUCGACUUUUCUGCAACAUGGGUUCUCUCUGCAAUCGCAAAAUUUUCCUGGGGUUCUCUCAAAAACUCGUUCUUUUGGAGUUUAUGCGAGAGCUGCCACUGAGAAAAGUAUACACAGCUACACUGUGAAGGUGAAUUUUUCGAGUUCCAAACGUUGGGACAUUGAUGGGAAGGACGUUUCUCUCAGCAAAUUUAAGAGGAAAAUUCUAUUGAUUGUUAAUGUUGCUUCAAAAUGUGGUUUGACAUCGUCAAAUUAUACAGAACUCUCACACCUAUAUGAGAAGUACAAGACUCAAGGAUUUGAGAUUCUAGCUUUCCCUUGCAAUCAAUUUGGAGGACAAGAGCCAGGGUCAAACCCUGAGAUCAAACAAUUUGCUUGUACCAGGUACAAAGCAGAAUUCCCAAUAUUUGAUAAGGUGGAUGUGAAUGGACCGAAUACAGCUCCAGUUUAUAAAUUCCUGAAGUCAAGUGCUGGAGGAUUUUUAGGUGAUGUGAUCAAGUGGAACUUUGAGAAGUUCCUUGUGAACAAGAAUGGCAAGGUUGUGGAGAGAUAUCCACCAACAACUUCGCCUUUCCAAAUCGAGAGGGACAUUCAGAAGCUCCUUGCAGCAUAAUGGUGCUAAGAUUGAGUUGUAUAUUGGCCAUUCUAACAGAAGAAAAGUAAAUCACUUUGUGUAAAUUUCUUCACCAGGCAUCACAGAUAUACAGGUGUCUUUCUGUAAUAGAAUUCUUACAUCACUUGAGAAAAAAUGUUUCUGCUUGUAUUAUUUGUUGCUGUCAUCUUCUUCUUCUUUAGCCUAGGAAUUACAAGCUUUAAUUGGAAUUGUUUUGCAAGCCAAUUUCAUCAACCUAAGCCUCCUUAUAAGCAAGUGAAGCUUUAUCAA